AUGAAGACAUUUAUACCCAUUGAUUUGACAGCAGUAAACCAAGACAUGAACAAGGAGAAAAGCAACACAAAACCAAAGCUUUUAAAAUAUGAAGAGCAAAAAUAUGAAGAAGUCACACCAUCAGAGAAUCAACCAGCUAAAACAGCAGCAGAAAAGGAAACAUUUAGAACAUUAUCUGUACCCUUGAAAUCAGAGGGAACAGAAGAACCAAAGGAUCAUGAUGUGAUAAGGCAUAUUGUUAGGCUAAGAGAAAAGUUUGGCUGGCAAACAAUAUUAUCACAGCACAAUUUGGAAUGCAAAAGUUCUAAAAUUCCAGCUUGGAAGAUUAUUUUAAAGAACCCUUUGAAAGAUGAUGGAGAAUUUGUAUAUUGCCUUCCUCAGAAAAAUCCUAAAGUCCCUUAUAAUCCAUAUGAUCUUCAGGUAGUCUCUGCCCACAGAGCUAGACAUUGCAAAGAAUUUUGGAUUGUUAAUACUUCAUUUAUCUCAAAGAAUAUAAAAAUAGGUGGUGUAGAAGAAAUUGUACUUGUACCUACUUUGGAAUAG
Manis pentadactyla (Chinese pangolin) is the source of this 543-nucleotide messenger RNA. RefSeq names its product dynein axonemal heavy chain 14 (gene DNAH14). Bases 1 to 543 code for a protein of 180 amino acids. Lineage: Eukaryota; Metazoa; Chordata; Mammalia; Pholidota; Manidae. The record is from RefSeq and is a predicted model, not a curated record. The transcript has 5 exons.